AUGUCUUUCGUGCUUUCGCCGAAGCGCUAUUUGAUUUUAACCAACCCUGCGACUGGACAAGUAAACCCCCUCCUGUCGCUGGCUGAAGAGCUUGUGAACCGAGGGAACCAGGUUGUUUUCUCGUCCUCGGCACCUAUCUUGAAAAAGAUUCAAAAAAUGCAGUCUCGCAUGGGACUCCUCGUUCAGCCUGAAAGUAUCCCAAGUCCGGAGUUUCUCAUGCGUGUCCCGUUGACAUUUUAUUCUCUCGGAGAAAGCGAUGUGGUGUCUGAUUAUACGAACAAGGCAUUCGAAAUGACUGAUCGCUUCCAUGAUUUAUGCCGCUCCAAACCUGGGCAAAUAUGGGGCUGGCUUAGCACCUUCAUCGAAAAUGUUCCUGGUGCUUCUGAUACUUAUCGCGAUGUGGUGGUUAUGAUUCGCGACUUGAUCGAAUCUUUGAAUCCAGACUUGAUUAUUGUCGACAAUUUUAGUCCAUUUGCUGUGGACGGAGUUCGCCUGACGAAGCGCCCUUUUGUUGCAACUUCGCCUGCAGCUGCCUCUGCUGUCGCCAGUAAUGUUGAUAUUCUUCGCAGCCCGAUGCCUAUGAGUGGCGGAAGAUCCGCGCAUGGUGGCAUUUUAAUGCUUAUCCAUAAUCUCGUAUUCAUUGUCAUUUGGCUUCAUUUUAUCUACUUUAACCAAUGGCCUAUUCAACGUCGCCGUUUCCGCAGGAAUGUUCUGGGCUUGAAGCCAACAGAUACCAUUUGCGACUCCGUCAUGACGCCAACACCUGGCAUGCUCCCUCAGCAAAUUGCUACCAUUUCGUUUAACGUUGCCAAUAUGGACGUUUAUCCUCCGGAAGCUUAUCACAACUCUGUAUAUUUUGUCGGACCAUGCUUUGCACCAAAACAAUUGUUAAUGCCCAGUGCAAGGUCGAUCCCAUCGAGUCCAGUGUCGCUUUCGUUCAGAUCGAUGGAUUUGUCCCCUAGCGUCUCGACUGCUACUACGCCUGUCGUAGCUGAUGGAUUUCUAGAAAAACAGAUGCUAUCAGCCCACGCAGUUGCGCAGAUGCAAGAUCCCGUGAAAAUUUGGAUGGAUCGAGCGAUGACUGAAAACAAGCGCAUUUUAUACAUUAACAUGGGAAGCAUUUUCUUCUACAGUUUGGAAGAUUACAACAACAUUCUCCAUGCCUUGGAAAUACUUCACAGAGAAGUUCCUGAUGUCCUUGUUCUUUGGAAGGUGUCGAACCAUCCAAAGAAUGUUCAACCAAUACCGACUGUUGAAGAAGCUAACUUGCCAUCCUAUAUUCGUCGGGAACAUUGGAUCCCUGACGUUGAGGUUGUUCUAUCACACCCAUCUCUCGCAGCCUCAAUGCACCAUGGCGGUGGUAAUUCCUACAAUGAAGCUCUCGCCCAUGGUGUACCGCAAUUUUGUGUUUCACAAUGGGUUGAUACACAUGACAUUGGUCUUUACAUCACACACUCUGGCAUUGGAUUAUGGGCUGAUCAGUCGCCCAAGUUCGAUCCAACAGAUAUUAGCACAAAGCUUGUUCGUUUGCUGCAGACUGACUACAAAACAUUCAGACAUGCAGCGCUCUCAUGGAAGCUGAAGUGUAUUCAAGCAGGUGGCACUGCUGGUGCUGUUGAAAUCAUUGAGAAUUUGCUCAGGUCAUACGACUUUGUGAAUAAUGAUAGUAAGGCGCCUUUCCCUGAUGCUAUUUAA
Molecule: messenger RNA, 1695 nt
Organism: Malassezia globosa CBS 7966
Lineage: Eukaryota; Fungi; Basidiomycota; Malasseziomycetes; Malasseziales; Malasseziaceae
Exons: 1
Coding region: 1-1695 (564 amino acids)
Molecular function (GO): quercetin 3-O-glucosyltransferase activity; quercetin 7-O-glucosyltransferase activity
Source: RefSeq, a predicted model, not a curated record